AGAGGAGGCGGAAGAGGAAGAGGAGGCUUCCUACAUAAAAAUCAAGUCAACCAAAUGGUGCGGCGGGCGAUACAGAAGGAAAGGAGGCGGAUGUAUGCUGGAGGAUACGCAUCAUAUCAAGCGUACGUUCCUCCAGCAUACGCAGCACCGCCUCCUUUGCCGCCGAUGCAACAUCCAAUGCCAAUGAUGCCACCGCCGCCGCCGACGGUGAUACAAAUGCCGCCACCGCCGAUGGUGAUACAAAUGCCAAUGAUGCCACCGCCGCCGCCGCCGCCAACGCCAACACCACAUACAUAUGGUUAUUACUACCGAUAUCAAUAA
Molecule: messenger RNA, 321 nt
Organism: Solenopsis invicta (red fire ant)
Lineage: Eukaryota; Metazoa; Arthropoda; Insecta; Hymenoptera; Formicidae
Exons: 2
Coding region: 55-321 (88 amino acids)
Source: RefSeq, a predicted model, not a curated record